AUGCGUUCCAACACCCUCACCACCAUUGCCCUCCUCACCGCCACCGCCUCCGCCGGCGUCGUGCCCUCCAUAAAACACGACCCCAUCACCAAGCGCAGUGAAGCAACCUGGGAUAGCAAAGGCAACAUCAAACUCACCUUCUCCAAAGAAACCGUCCAAGUCGGCUCCUUAACCCCCGACGCCAUCAUGGCCGCCAUCGGCCCCAUCUGCCACGAAUCCGGACAAUGCGAAACCAACCCCAUCGAACUCAGCGGCACCCUCACUUCCCCCUCGCGCGUCGACCCCAUCAAAGUAACACUCGGUCCCGACGGCUCCUACCCAACCUGGAUCCGCAACGGCCUCGUUGACAUCCUCGCCCUAGCCGCCAAGGAAAUCGCCAAAUGCGAGGAAGUCACGUAUACGAAUCACUGCUUCGGUACCACGGCUAUGGCGUAUUGCCCGCAGAAGAAGUCAAAGGGGGUCAACUGUGAGGUGCCCAAGUUCUGGGGCAUUAAUUAUCAGGCGCCCGAUGCGCCAAAUGCGGCGCCUCCGAAUGUUGCGGUCGAUAUUGCCAUGGAGAAGGUGGAUCAGAGCCAGUUGUGUGAGGAUAUUAUGGGUGGGCUUGGGACGGUGGCGGGUGUGGUGAAUGGGUAUGCGGGGGAUGUGUUUACGCUGCUUGCUUUUGCUUGUGUUUGA
Molecule: messenger RNA, 675 nt
Organism: Bipolaris oryzae ATCC 44560
Lineage: Eukaryota; Fungi; Ascomycota; Dothideomycetes; Pleosporales; Pleosporaceae
Exons: 2
Coding region: 1-675 (224 amino acids)
Source: RefSeq, a predicted model, not a curated record